CCACGGUACUUCAUGGUUGUCCCGUCAACAGGACACGUGCAUUGUUUGUCCUAAUCUAAUCUGUCCCGGAUUAUUCUCUCGCUGUCCCGGGUUAGCUAGCUAGCAGCAGCGUUGUUAGCAUCGUUAGCACCGUGUCUACCACCUGUAGGCUAACUCAGAUUCAAGCUAGACCCAUCAGACAUGCUAGUUAGCCCGUUAGCCGUGUGAGCGCCCUGCUGCCGGGCUGCUAGCGGGCUAGUAGCCGACGAGCUAACUAGCCAGCGCAACAAUGGACGACCCCGGCAUGAAGAAGCAGAACUGGGACGUGCGGGAGACGGAGCUGUUCCUGGAGACCCUGAAGGAGCUGGACAUGAAGAAGUGCCUGGACGGGAGGAAGGUGCGCAACAACAAGCUCUUCAAGGUGGCGCACCGGCGGAUGACGGCGGCGGGCUACCACCGCUCCGUGGACCAGCUCAAGUUCCGCUGGAAACUUCUCAAAAGUGCGUACUACAAGUGCAAGAGGGCGCCCAACGCCCCGGCCCCCAACAAGAUCCAGGGCUGGUGGCGCUACGAGAAGACGAUGGUCGCCAUCAUGGAGUCAAGACACCCGCUGGUCGGGGCCGGGGUGAACUCUGACCGGAUGGACGAGGGCACCGAGGACUCGGACGGAGAAGCCUCGAUGCCGCCCUGGCCUCGGCCCUGCCCGGGGAACACCGCUCAGAACCUGGAUUUAAUUAUCAAAAUGGACCCCGAGAUGGACUCGCAGCUGAAAAUCGGUUUUAUCGGUGCAGGCAACAUGGCGUACGGCAUAUCAAAGGGCAUCCUGUCUGGAACUGUUCUUCCUGCAAACAUCCAAGUGAGCGCACCGUCCGCCAGGAACCUCGCACGCUUUCAGGAGCUGGGGAUUUCCGUCACUCACUCCAACCUAGAGGUGGUCAGUGGCUCGGAUGUCAUCUUCGUGGCCGUCAAACCUCACCUGGUCCCACUCGUUCUCAGUGAGAUCUCACAACACGUCACCGACAGACACAUAAUCGUGUCUGUGGCAGCAGGAGUGACGCUGGCAACGUUGGAGGAGCUCCUUCCAGAGAAUUCAGUCGCCGUCCGCCUGAUGCCCAACCUGCCAUGCAUGGUUCAGGAAGGAGCUCUGCUGUUUGCUCGAGGAUCUCAUGCAAAGGAGGAGGACGGCGUUCUGCUGCGCUCCUUGUUGCAUCACUGUGGUUUGGUGGAGGAGGGACCUGAGGCCUGGAUCGACAUCCACACUGGUCUGAGUGGGAGUGGGGUCGCCUUCGUUUAUCUGUUCGCUGAAGCUCUGGCAGAAGGAGCUGUGAAGAUGGGGAUGCCCAGUGCUCUGGCCCACAGCAUUGCAUCACAGACCGUUCUGGGUGCCGGGAGGUUGCUACGCGACACCGGGAAGCAUCCAGCUCAGCUGCGCUCUGAGGUCUGCACCCCAGGGGGGACAACCAUUUACGGACUCCACACGCUGGAGCAAGGCGGCUUGAGGGCAACGACCAUGAGCGCCGUGGAGUCGGCCACUGAGAGAGCCAGGGAGCUGGGCAGGAAGUCGGCGGCAGGAAGCAGGAAAUGACGUUUGCCUUUUUAAAUACCUGCUCAUCAGACUUAAAGGAAACCAGGAUGACUCGUCGUGGAACAUGGAGACAAAACUGGACGGGACCUUUUUAUUUCUAUCUCCCUUAUUUCCCCCGAAACAAGUGCAUUUCAAUCUUCUCCUCUAUACCUUGCUUCUCUCACUGGAAGGACUGGAAGGUGAAUAUUGGCUCGACCUCAAUACCGACACUGACAAGUAAAUUAUAUUAACGUGACCCUGAGAUCUACACUUUCUGAGAGAAUCAUUACUUUUUACAUGCACACCAAUAAUCAAUGUUGUGGAUUCAGUCAGGGACCCAAAUUAGACUUUGCUCAUAGUGGUGGAUUCUUUCACCACAAUAAGGUGCAGUGUUGUGGCUUGUUAGGGUCGUGUUCAAAACACUGACUUGUCUAAAACUGUGAAGCAUUUAUCAGUCCAAAAUCUAGUUGUGUAAAAUACACAUAUCCAGAAUUGCCUUACUGGCCAUGAUUGAGUUAUGUGCAUGUAAUGUAAUGUGUAGCAUAGAAAGGUUCAUGAACGUAUAUUUAAUAUUGAAAUGUGUUAUUUAAUAAUAGGCCACAUUCAGCACUUGUUGUGCGACACAAUUUGUAGGAAAAUAUUAAUGGACAAUGCCAAGUGUUUGGAGUUGAAUUCAUAAAGUGUCAUGUGAACAGGA
Platichthys flesus (European flounder) is the source of this 2240-nucleotide messenger RNA. It is a transcript of the gene pycr3, whose product is annotated as pyrroline-5-carboxylate reductase 3. The record is from RefSeq and is a predicted model, not a curated record. Gene Ontology annotation, biological process: L-proline biosynthetic process. Lineage: Eukaryota; Metazoa; Chordata; Actinopteri; Pleuronectiformes; Pleuronectidae. The transcript has 7 exons. Bases 269 to 1564 code for a protein of 431 amino acids. Gene Ontology annotation, molecular function: pyrroline-5-carboxylate reductase activity.